UCAUCCUGGUUUCUCGAUCUCUCCUCCUAAUCUUCUAUAAAGUCGUGAGGAUUUUUCAAAUGCUGCAUGAAGAAUUAUCUUCUGAAAUUGCCCAAAGUGUAAAUCCUACGAACAAAAAAAUGGGCAACCCACAUAUCGUAGUCAUACCUUAUCCAGCACAAGGCCAUGUGAUUCCCUUUAUGGAACUCUCACAAUGCCUCGCAAAACAAGGAUUCAAAAUCACAUUUGUGAACACAGAAUAUAAUCAUAAGAGGGUCUUGAAAGCUUUGGGAGAGAACAAUUAUCUUGGGAGUGAAAUUAGUCUCGUCUCAAUCCCUGAUGGUUUAGAACCUUGGGAGGAUAGAAAUGAACUAGGAAAGUUAACUAAAGCAAUUUUUCAGGUCAUGCCAGGGAAGCUACAGCAGCUCAUAAACAGGAUCAAUAUGUCAGGAGAAGAAAGAAUUACCGGUAUCAUUACUGAUUGGUCAAUGGGCUGGGCUCUAGAAGUAGCAGAGAAGAUGAAUAUCCGCCGUGCUAUCUUUUGGCCUGCCUCAACUGCCGUACUGUGCUCUAUGCUUAGUAUUUCAAAGUUACUAAAUGAUGGAAUCAUUGACAAUGAUGGCACUCCACUAAAGAACCAGACAAUUCAGUUGGCACCAAAAAUGCCAGUGAUGGACACUGCAAAUUUUGCAUGGGCUUGCCUUCGUGACUUUACCACACAGAAAAUUAUUUUUGAUGUCAUGGUUAAAACCAUUGAGACAGUGAAAGUGGAAGACUGGAUAGUUUCUAACUCAGCAUAUGAACUUGAGCCUGGAGCUUUCUCUUUCGCCCCAAACAUAAUACCUAUAGGACCGCGUUUGGCAAGCAAUCGGCUAGGAGAUCAACAAGGAUACUUCUGGCCAGAAGAUUCAACAUGUUUGAAAUGGCUGGACCAACAGCCGCCCAACUCAGUUGUUUACAUUGCAUUUGGUAGCUUUACUGUUUUUGACCAAACACAAUUUCAAGAGUUAGCUCUAGGUCUUGAACUAUCCAAUAGGCCGUUCUUGUGGGUUGUCAGGCCAGAUAUUACAGCGGAGACAAAUGAUGCUUAUCCAGAAGGAUUUCAAGAGAGGGUAGCCAACCGUGGGCAGAUCGUUGGUUGGGCUCCUCAACAGAAAGUACUUAGUCACCCUUCUGUUUUGUGCUUCUUGAGCCACUGUGGGUGGAACUCCACCAUGGAGGGUGUAAGCAAUGGGGUACCUUUCUUGUGUUGGCCAUAUUUUGCUGACCAAUUUCUUAACGAGACGUACAUUUGUGAUGUUUGGAAGGUGGGAUUGAAGCUGGACAAAAACCAAAGUGGGAUCGUCACAGGGGAAGAAAUAAAGAAUAAGGUGGAGAAAGUUGUUGGUGAUGAAAAAUUCAAGGCAAGAGCUUUAGAACUCAAAAGAUUGGCCAUGCAGAAUGUUGGAGAAGGUGGUUGCUCAAGCAAUAAUUUCAAGAAUUUCGUUGAAUGGAUGAAGGCAUGAGCAAGAAGAGAUU
Molecule: messenger RNA, 1497 nt
Organism: Populus trichocarpa (black cottonwood)
Lineage: Eukaryota; Viridiplantae; Streptophyta; Magnoliopsida; Malpighiales; Salicaceae
Product: UDP-glycosyltransferase 83A1
Exons: 2
Coding region: 60-1484 (474 amino acids)
Molecular function (GO): UDP-glycosyltransferase activity
Source: RefSeq, a predicted model, not a curated record